UUGUUGAUUAGCUUGUAGUAUAAUAUCGCGGCAGUUGAUAAAAUAUAAUUAGACCGCUGCAGCGCGAAACGCACGCGCAUGAAAUUUGAAGUUGAAAGUGCUGUGUAAUUUCCAUUUUUAUCUUGAUUAUGUGAGAAGUGGAUGUCUAUAACUUUGUUGCUGCGAAAAUAAUUAUAAUUUUUAAUUUUAAAAUUGAAAACAAAAAAAUAAAAUAAAAUAAAAUAAAAUUAAAAUUAAAAAAAUUAAAAUAAAUUAAUUUAAAUAAAAUAAAUAAAAAUAAAAGGUGCUGUGAAAGUAAAGUGCGUGUUUGUUAAAAAAAAAUAAAAAUAAAUUAAAAAAAUAAUAAUUUUUUUGUUAUUAUUCCGAAACACCUACAUUUUACGCGCAACAAAAUGAGCGGUGUCCUACGUCGCGGCUCGCUGAACUUUGACUGCAAUUUGAAGGGCAGCAAUUCGCGCGGUAGCAUCGAGGCAAAUUUAUAUGGCGGUUAUCGUGAUCCAAAGCCGGGUACGCCGGAAAUCAGCGUGAUCGCUUUAGACUGUCGUCGCUACUCGGAAGAUUUAAAAAAGGAUGCAAUGUUGAAUAAAGGUCUGCCACCAUCCGCCGUCGCUGAUUUGAGUCAAGACGAGGAUGCGGAUGUGAUCUCGAAUUUUAUUGGACAUCGUGGCAGGUGGCAAUAUAUCUGGACUAUUCUGCUUACGUUCUUUCAGAUACCACCGACAUUACAUUUGUUCGUCUACACAUUUCAGACCAUCGCCAAGGUCUACUGGUGCGCACGCCCUGAUACUGCACCCGAUAUGGAUGUAUCGCUGUGGCGCAAUCUAAGCCAACCUGCUGGCGCUUGCUCUAUACUAAAUUUAAAUUACUCGCUGCUAACUGAAACCGCUGACACCGCUGAGACCGCGCAACUAAUAAAAUGCAACAAUUUUGAAUUCUCCCGUGAAGACGGUAGCGCGCGCUCGGUAAUUGAAGAGUUUGGCUUGGUUUGCGGUCGUGAGUACAUGGUGAGUGUGGUGGAAAUGUGCUUCUUGGCCGGCGCAGCGGUGGGCAGUGUGUCGAGCGGCUGGAUCUCCGAUCGUUUCGGUCGCAAACAUACGCUGAUGGGUUUCGUUUUAGUACAAAUUGUUUCCGGCACUUUAAUUGCUUACUCCGUCAAUUUGGCUAUGUGCAUGUCGAUGCGUGUGUUUGCCGGUUUUGCCUCCAUGACGGUGACUGUGGUUAGCUUCGUUCUCGUCGUUGAGUUGGUUUCUGGCAAAUGGCGUACCAUAACGGGCAUUUUAAAUAUUUUGCCAGUUCCGAUUUCGUACAUUCUCAUGGCUGUUAUAGCAUAUUUUGUUCGGGACUGGCGGAAUCUGCAAUUGGCGAUUACUCUACCUUGGUUAUGCAUGUUGCCGAUGUGGUACUACAUGCCAGAGUCGCCGCGUUGGCUGCUCGCACAAGGGCGCCUCAAUGAUUUAUAUGCACUAGUAGAACGUGCUGCCGAGCUAAAUCAACGCACCCUGCCACCAAACUAUAAGAAGACACUUGAAGCUGCAGCACCGGCACCAAUACCUAAGCCCAUCAAUGCAUCAGCUACGGCCAAAAGUCAGCUGACGAACAUACAAGCACAACAACAACACACACUGCCAGCAUUUAUGAUGGCGUCUGAAAGAGGCGGACAUACCAUUGAAGCGGCAAUCGCCGGCACUACCGAAGCUGUACCCGAAAUUCAUGAGAAUCCAUUAAAGGUGGUCUUUAAUCGUUUUUAUUGGCGCACAACUUGUCUGAAUUUGAUUGUCUGGUUGACUUUGAUUAUCGUCUACUAUGGAUUGACCUUGCAUUUGAGCAAUUUGGGUGGAGAUAUCUAUUUGAAUACGAUCGUUGCCGGCGCAAUUGAAGCGGUCACUGUUUGUGUCAGCAUUUUUGUAGUCUUGAAAGUGGGUUUGCGGUGUAGCCUGAUAGCAUAUAUGCUAGUACCCGGAAUUUGUUGCUUAGCUACAAAUCUUGUGCCAACCCGAGAUUUAAACCAAACUGCCGUAGUCGCGUUGGCAAUAAUUGCAAAAUGUAUUAUUGGCGCCAACAAUGCCAUUAUUCCGUCGUACACCGCCAUGCAGUAUCCAACGGUUGUGCGUAAUUUUGGUGUGGGCAUGGGUAAUCUGGCAGCGGGAACUGCCUUAAUGUUAGUACCCUAUAUGUGGCUUUUGGAACAUGUGGACCCACUGCUGCCAAUGAGCAUAAUGGGUGUGUGCGGUAUUAUUGGCGCUAUUUCGUUAUUCCUUAUGAAAGACAUUGAACACUAGGGAUAUGCUAAAGUAUGCAUAAGUAAAGGACAACUUGAGAAAAUCGUGCGCUUGGUCAAUUCCUUCUCACAAAUUGCAAAGAGGAGCCGAGAACGACAUACAAGUAAAAUAUACGUAAUAUUAAAAAAUUAAAACCCUUGGCCAACAUUCCGAAGCUGUCGAAACUGUGAUAAACGUAACUAUUUGGCAGUUUGGAGAUGUGAAAAGUUAUAAAAAUUUGUCCACAAUAAUUUUAGAGAGGAAGUGGAAAAUGUAAUAAAGUGUAUAUAAAAUGUAUACGCAUCUAGUUGAAAGUAAAUAAGGGAAAUAAUAGUUUAGAAUAUAAGUAUUAUUAAAUACAAAUAAUGUUCAUGUUUCUUGCCUCACUUAAAACAUACAUACAUAUCUAAUUGAAAACCGAACUUUUUUGUGGAAAUGUCAAGUUUCCAAAAAAGGAAUUAAGUUUUACUAAGCUUUUAACUGUCGUCUCAAUAUGCAAAGCUCUCUAUCUGUUACAAUCACCACCCGUAAAAGCUCAAAAAAAAAGCUCACAAGCUUUCCAGAAAGUAACCAUAAACCGAAGAAGAAAACUUUGAGCUUCAUCACAUACAUAUUUACUAAAGCUUGGUUAAGUUCAAUUAAGUUAAGUUAAUACCUAUAAAUCACACUUACAUAUAUGAUUUUUAAAUGUAUGAAAACUUCAACAUAACAUUAUAACAAAUAAAUAAUCUUAAAAAAGUUAA
Molecule: messenger RNA, 3001 nt
Organism: Bactrocera dorsalis (oriental fruit fly)
Lineage: Eukaryota; Metazoa; Arthropoda; Insecta; Diptera; Tephritidae
Product: solute carrier family 22 member 15
Exons: 7
Coding region: 393-2279 (628 amino acids)
Biological process (GO): transmembrane transport
Cellular component (GO): membrane
Molecular function (GO): transmembrane transporter activity
Source: RefSeq, a predicted model, not a curated record